AUGGUAGAGUUUGCCAUUAACAACUCGGUGCAUGCGUCCACGACACAUACACCGUUUUACGUGAAUGGCUUGCGCCAUCCGCGUGUACCCACCUUACUAGAGUGUAACUCUGGUUUAAUGGGGGGAGGGACUCGCGCGAGCAAAAACCGAUUUGGUUCACGCUCAUCACGCUCUGACGAUGAGGUCAUUGCGUUUGAUGCCGAUAUCGAUAACAUCGAUAUCGAAGAAGAUGAUGCCAGUGAGAGUGCGGAAGCCCUCACUGAAGAAGAUGAUCCCAGGGAGAGUGCGGUAGCCCUCACUGAAGAAAAGAUUGAUGUUGCUGCAGUGCGCUCACAGCACACUGAAGCUAACGAGUCAUCAGAUGAGUUCAUACUGGCUCGUGAAACGGUAGUCCGUUUUGUGCAAGACUCCAUCGCCGAAGCGGUGACUUAG
This is a messenger RNA of Peronospora matthiolae, 432 nucleotides long. The record is from the annotation of a GenBank genome assembly. NCBI's taxonomy places the organism in Eukaryota, Oomycota, Peronosporomycetes, Peronosporales, Peronosporaceae.